Messenger RNA from Chelonia mydas (Green sea turtle), 669 nucleotides. Its product is annotated as olfactory receptor 12D3-like. The coding region runs from base 1 to 669 and encodes 222 amino acids. Lineage: Eukaryota; Metazoa; Chordata; Testudines; Cheloniidae. Gene Ontology annotation, biological process: G protein-coupled receptor signaling pathway. Gene Ontology annotation, cellular component: membrane. The transcript is spliced from 2 exons. Gene Ontology annotation, molecular function: olfactory receptor activity. The record is from RefSeq and is a predicted model, not a curated record.
AUGAAAUGUCUGUAUCUGUAUGAAAUUUCUGACAGUGGCUCAGCCCCCACUUUCCACCCCAAUGUCCUUCUUCCUGGGCAAAACAUCUUCUACUCCACAGUCACCAUACCCAAGGUGCUGGCCAGCUUCCUCUCAGGGCACCAGGCCAUCUUCUUUACCAGCUGCCUCACCCAGCUCCAUUUCUUCCACUUCCUAGACAGCAGGAAGGCCAUUCUGCUGGCUGUCAUGGCCUGUGACUGCUACAUGGCCCUCUUUAACCCGCUGUGCUACACGCUGUGCCUCAGCUGCUUCUACGACUUCUUCUGUGACAUCAAGCCCCUGCUGAGCCUGGCCUGCUGUAGCACCCGCCUCAACCUGAGCCUCCUCAAAAUCAUCACUGGGAGCUUCACACUGGGUUCUUUUGUCCCCAGCUUCCUGCUGUACCUCUACUUAAUUUCCUUCCUCCAGACAAUCAUGGGAAAGGAGGACCAAUGUCUCUUCUACCUGCACCUCCCACCCCCGAUGGUGUCUCCAUGCUAUGUACCAACCCUUGGCAACUACAUGACUUCCUCCCCUGGGGUCUCCUCUGAAAGCAACAUUAUAGUCGUCCACAUAUACAAUGUUGUCACCCCAAUUCUGAACCCCAAGAUCUAUCCCCUCAGGAACAAGGAGGUGAUAUUUGCCCUGUAG